Molecule: messenger RNA, 2849 nt
Organism: Rhipicephalus sanguineus (brown dog tick)
Lineage: Eukaryota; Metazoa; Arthropoda; Arachnida; Ixodida; Ixodidae
Product: transcription factor CP2-like protein 1
Exons: 20
Coding region: 736-2808 (690 amino acids)
Biological process (GO): regulation of transcription by RNA polymerase II
Cellular component (GO): nucleus
Molecular function (GO): RNA polymerase II cis-regulatory region sequence-specific DNA binding; DNA-binding transcription activator activity, RNA polymerase II-specific
Source: RefSeq, a predicted model, not a curated record
GCCGUUGACACGAAAGCAAAAAAGGCCAACAAACGCGCUGCGCCGAUUUAGCAGGAAGUCGGUUGAACGGUAUACCGAAACCAAAACUGGGUCGCAGAAAGGCUCAAAAAUUGCGCAGCCUUGCCAACGAAUUUACGCUGGCGCAUCGGCGUUCAUAAACCUAACAGAACAUGAUUAAGUGUUGUCGACGUCGUCGAAGCGACAAUCAAGGCAGAUUUGACCUCGGUGACGCCUUGGCGAGAUUUCGCGCCGUCUCGCCUUUUGUCGGUGGCAGCGUUUCUCACGUGUAAAUGCUGAUAUUUUUGUGUACGCUCUCGGGGGUUUCAUGUUGAUCGCACUCAGCGCGUCUUCGCCGUUGCAAAUUGACUGCCGUAUGACCAAAUCCGGGCUUCGUUGAAAUUUCGACGCUGUGCGUGUGUCGAGUGGUGGGAAUUUAUCGCCGUGCUUCGGCUGGGAAGACUUUGAAGCGGCCAUCUCUCUUUGUAUUUUCUGCCAUGGUGGUAUCAGCUGGUGCUAUCCCGUACCCCUUGAAGCUCCGUGUAGUGUGACUAGUCCAACUUUUGCGGCACCAUUCGAAUAUCUCCGCUUGCAAGUAACGCCUGUUCGUGCUGAACGGUCACCAUUUUUACCGAUGAAGCGGAGAAGGUGAUACGAGAUCGCUGUUGUCGAGAGCGAUUAGGAGACGGCUGUAAUUUGUGCACUGCGUCAAAGUGCGUGGUGCUGGCGAGCCUUGGAAUGACCUCCGUGGGCCAUUGGCAGAUCGAUGACAUUGAUGAUGCCUUGGCUGCGGACUUCGAUGGCAGCCUCUCUGGCCUGGGCAUGGAACUGGGCACUGCAUCGUUCAACAUGAGCGAUGCCUUGCUCGCUCUGCCUAGCCUCUCAUCAGUGAAACAAGAGAUGCCUCGAGAGAAUGGCUAUGCCCUGGCCGAUGCCCUAAGGGCGGGUCCUGCAAGCGACUGUGGCAGCAACAGCUUGGGACACUCCUCAGAGGCUCGGUCAGGGUUGCACGGAAAGAAGAACCGGCUGCCCCUGAGCACCGACGAUGAUGUCACGGGUGCCAUCAAGCGCUUCUGUGUCAGCACCUCCAGGGAGUCUGGCGAGGACACCAGUCCAAGCCGGUGCCGGCAUAGUUCAUCGGCUCCUGACCUGCGCAUGGCUGUGUACCAGCCGACGGGGCCACUCUCUCUGCCGCUGCCACGCCUCGGACCCGGUGGGGAGUUGGCUGGCAACGUGUCGACCGGUGGCUUUCAGUACUUCCUGGGAGCUGCCACGUCCAUCGCCACCAAGCUCCACGAGGAGACUAUGACGUACCUCAACCAAGGUCAGUCAUACGAGAUCAAGCUCAAGAAACUUGGCGAUCUCACCGAAAUGCGGGGGAAGAUGCUGAAGAGCACCAUUCGAAUUGGUUUUCAAGAACGUCGACUGCAGUACAUGGAAAAAGAACAGAUUACUCAGUGGAUGCGGCAGAGGCCAGGCGAAAGGAUACUUGAAGCUGAUGUGCCCUUGUCGUACGGAGUGUAUGACGUGGUCAACACGCCAAACAAGGUCCACUUCUGUGAGUUCCUUUGGGAUCCAACCAAGGAGACUGGAGUUUUUAUAAGGCUCAACUGCAUCAGCACAGAGUUUACUCCGAAGAAGCAUGGAGGUGAAAAGGGUGUACCUUUCCGUAUUGUCAUUGAAACAUAUUCCCACGGAGAGCCUGGGCCACCACAGAAGCUGCACUCGGCAUCCUGCCAAGUCAAGGUGUUCAAGCCAAAAGGUGCCGACAGGAAACACAAGACCGACCGUGAGAAAAUGGUCAAGAGGCCUCUGGCUGAGCAGGAAAAACAUCAGCCUUCGUAUGAUUGCACUGUGUUUACCGAGUGCAUUUCCGAGCCAGCGUUUGCUCCGGCCAGUCCUCCCCUGAGUGCCAGUGGCAACAGCAACAGUGGUGCCACAAGCCCCUCCGCGGCACUUGCGGUUGGAGCUCAAGGUCCGGCUGCCGUCCCAGUUGGCGCGCAGGGGCCAGCCCCGCCCACGCCGACCAGUCUGUUGCCCGUCGUGUCCAGUGCACCCCCAACCAAGCCGCCACCAGUGGCCAGCGUUCCUCCGCUGCCCCCCACGACGCCCGUGUCUCCUCCCCAGCCCAUCCAGCAGCGACCCAGUAGCACCAGCAACUACUCGCCUCAAGGGAGCGGCGACAGCUUUCCUCCACCUCCGGCGAGCAACGCCAUGCCGGACCUGAACCCUGGAACUCCAGGCAGCUCAACUAGUGACGUGCUGGAAGUUUCCGAUGUUUCCCUGUCAUCGCCGCAGAAUUAUCAGUCACCGAGCUCCCAGUUGUCGUCGGAAGCCAGUGCCAAUGAGACGUCCCACUGGCUUCAGCAGAACCGCUUUGCGAACUUCACCCGCACCUUUGCGAGUUUUUCUGGGGCUGACCUUCUGCGACUCACAAGAGACGAUCUCAUCCAAAUAUGUGGUCUCGCCGAUGGCAUUCGGCUUUUCAAUGCCUUGCACUCAAAGACUAUUCGGCCACGGCUGACCGCUUAUGUCUGUCUGCCUACGGAACAAGUGUUCCGGGCUGUGUACCUGAGGAGCCUGACAGUGCUGGAGCUGCUUAGCAAGCUGACAUCACUGUGCAGCGUCUCUCCUUUCACCGUUCAUGACAUCUACAUCGAUGGUCCCUCUGGAAUUCAUGUGCUGGUCACUGAUGAGGUGGUCCGCAACAUGCCUGAUGAGUCAAUGUAUGCUUUGGAGCUUCUGAGAGACCCAGACGACGAAGUCUACAGCCUGCUUCUCAAGUCUUACGGUACCAACACGAGGACGUGAUGAAGAUUGGCUCAUGUAGCUGCCUUUUCCAUCAUUAGUUG